Microdochium trichocladiopsis is the source of this 1658-nucleotide messenger RNA. RefSeq lists its product as uncharacterized. NCBI's taxonomy places the organism in Eukaryota, Fungi, Ascomycota, Sordariomycetes, Xylariales, Microdochiaceae. Bases 101 to 1558 code for a protein of 485 amino acids. The transcript has a single exon. The record is from RefSeq and is a predicted model, not a curated record.
CACACAACAGACUGGACAUGGCCUACACUACAUCGAUCUUUGGAUCGAUUUAGUGUGCAUCAACCAGCAAGACGUCACGGAGCGAGCGUCACAGGUUAGUAUGAUGGGCCAGAUCUAUGCCUCGGCCAGCCGAGUCAUUGUCUGGCUUGGACAAUCCCAUCCAGUGGCAGAUAGUGCCUUCACAUAUAUGACUGCCUUGGCGGAAGCACGCAGGAACGCCCAGGCUCCGCCAGACGAGAGGACCAUCAAGCAGGGCCUCCGCGACGUGCUCGCGAUCCUGGCAAGCCCGUGGUUCCACCGCACGUGGGUGAUCCAAGAGGCAGCGCUCGGUCGCCGGGUGAGCUUCAGCUAUGGAAACCACGAAAUUGAUCUCGAUAUAUUUGAGAAGUUCGUGUGGGCGAUAUGGACCGUCGUUCCUUUUUGGGACAUAUACGACGACGAAAAAGAUCCGCCGGUGCUUGGCUUGUACAGCGUCACGCGCACACUGCAGAUUCGUCGACGCUACCACCAGGACGGCGCGGUGGCUCUUGAAGUGCUGCUGGAGGCAGCGUUCUUCGUUGGCGUUACGGAUCGACGGGAUUCUGUUUUCGCAUUCAUGGGCAUCUGCGACGGAGAAACUCGAGCUUUGAUGCCAAAGCCGGAUUACAGAAUUGUUGUCGAUGGUCACGAUCCCGAAUACCAAGACUCGGUCGACGCGGUUUUCAUGGACUUGUCCACAUCACUGCUCUGUUCCGGCAGGUCUCUAGAUAUCCUGGCGCUAGCUGGCAUCUGCCGGCCAAGGCCAGCUGGAUUUCCAUCAUGGGCUAUCUAUGUUCGUUACAGAGACGACGUGAACGCACCAUUUGCUUGCUGCGAGCCGGCCGGCUGGGAUGCUGGUGGGCACCUCCAAUGCAAGCCUACGCUGGGGCCAUCUAAAAGACUACAGGUAACCGGGCGAGUUCUUGAUGAAGUUCAUCAUCUUUCCGAACCAUUUGAUGUCUUUGAGGAUCUCAGCAAGCAUAAGCAGCGCCUCCAUACAGUUCUCAAUUCAUGGCAGAGAACAAGAUGCUCGUCCAGAGAUGACCACCAAAAUCAGCUCGCCCUGGACCUUGUCCUUGGGCUGGAUAUUCAGGACGGGAUCGCAGGACCAGAGGUUGUGACUCAGUUUAAAGAGUAUCUGACAUGGCUAGAGCGACAGACGAAUUCUAUCGAUUCGAAGGUGGAUGACGGCAGCGGCGUGGGAACGUCUCAUGACGACGCCACAAAUCAGUACCACCAACACUUUUUAACGCAGACAGGUGGCUGGCUGGUUUUCUUUACUAAAGGUGGCCACCUUGGUAUUGGCACGAGUGUAAUCGAGAAAGGCGACGUGGUGGCGAUCAUACCGGGUUGCCGGCUGCCUCUUGUACUGAGGAAAACUCCAGAGACGGGCGAGAGUACUGUUCUGAAUAUGGGAAACGCGGGAGGUUCUUAUCCUGGGACUUGGGUAGUGGUAGGGUGGUGCUACUUGAGAGACAUGAUGAGAGCCAAGGGGGAUCUUGGCACGGACAUAAAGGAUGUCGUUUUCAUUUUGGAAUGACCUCUUGCCAUUGAAGGUGGCCAUCCUGGAGACACGCCACAUCAUUGGCAACAGGAGCUGAGGAAAUCUGAUUGCUCUGAAGAUUAACAGCAGUUCUGAC